This is a messenger RNA of Menidia menidia (Atlantic silverside), 1437 nucleotides long. Lineage: Eukaryota; Metazoa; Chordata; Actinopteri; Atheriniformes; Atherinopsidae. The record is from the annotation of a GenBank genome assembly.
GGGCACGCUCAGCAGGUAGCAACACGCGCGCGACAGUUUACACCCCGGCACGCCUGCUUGAACAGUCACGGUUGCCACAGCAACGAGGCGGCACCUUCGCUGCCGCAACGCACCACACCUCUGUCGUCCCGUUGGCUAAACGUGCACCCGGACGGUCAGCUGAGUCAGCAGCUGAGCUCCGGGUUCCGCGGUGAUCUGGGCAGGCCGUCCCGAACCCGCCUCACCUGUCCCUCUCCUCACCUGGCUGGCAGUCGACGGGCCGAGGGAGCAGAACCGCUAUCUUUUUGUUUUCAAGAGGAGGAGUUGGAGCUCGCAUACAGGGAGGAGGCAUCUGCUGCAAAUGAAGAAGGGGAGGAAGAGGAUGAGCGGGAGGCUGUUGAAUCUGAGGAGGCCGAGUCUGAGCAGAAAUCAUCGACACCGAGCAGAGACAGGCCAGCUCCUCCCAGCAGUCUCCCUUUAUCAGGUCCACGACCCAUGAAGAAGAAAGUCUUGGUGGCUCCAACUCUCAGUCUGUCGUUAGGUGGCAGCGAGUCAAUCGUGUCUGAUGACUUAACCGCAGCCUUUAUCUCCCCCUCCCCUGAAAAUGAUGAUGACACUGGGCUCGACAUAGACUUGGACGCCAUGGAGACGCCUUCUGACAGUGAAUCACUGCAUUUCCCCACGUACGAUCUGAACCUGGAAGACGACCUGCGCCGCCUCGGCGUGGCGUCCCACCGCCGCAGAGCGUCCAGCUCCAGGUCCAGGUCAGAUUCCCACACCAGCUCCUUACGAGGGAUCGAUCAGAGCGGACUGGAGAGGGAGGAUGUGGUGGAUGGCCAGGGCACCAGAUGGCGCUCCUUCUCCAUCGGUGACCAGCCGCAGGAGGGCCGGGUCAACAUGAGCGUCCUGGAGCCGUUUCUCAGGGUGCUGUCGCAUGGAGGUAUAGGGCCAGCCGGCCUCAUGCUGAUUUACCCGGUUAGGCAUCACCUAAAACCGCUGUUUCAUCACUCAGGCUACUACGAAGACAGCACCAACGACAUCAUUGUGUUUUCCUCUUGUUACCUGCCGGAGAACAGUUUGGAGAAUUACCAGUACGUGAUGGAUAACCUGUUCAGGUUUGUGGUCGGCACUUUGGAACUGAUGGUGGCAGAGAACUAUGUGAUCGUUUAUUUCUGUGCUGGAUGCCAGAAGGACAAACUGCCGGGCAUCGGCUGGCUCAAAGAGUGUUACACUACCAUCGAUCGGAGGCUGAGGAAGAACCUGAAGGGCUUCUACGUGGUCCAUCCCACCUGGUACAUCAAAGCUCUCAUUACCAUCAUCAAACCCUUCAUCAGUUCUAAAUUCAGCAGGAAGCUGCAGUUUGUCGACAGCCUUCAACAGCUUUCCCACUUCAUCCCCACUGAGCAUGUGCAGAUCCCAGACAGCGUCAGAGAGUAUGACCAGAGCUUGUCCAGGUGA